AACGCAACAUCCUGUAACUGCGACUCCUCCGCAGAGAUUAGCAGUAAGACUGUUGCUUUUUUCCGUGCAAUUUUUUGUUGUUGAAUAAAUUUUAUGAGUAAUACUUCACAAUAUUAAUUUAGUUUACCGUCAAUCUUUUACACACGAGUCGGAGACUUCUCUGAAACUGUCAGCAGGGGGAAAUGACAGGUCAACGGCUAAACUUAAUGCGAGGACUGAACGCGGCUGUAACGUCUGUGCUGCCGUUGCACUGAAAGAGACCGGAUCGAACAGCAGCACACAACUCAAGUUUAUUACUGUUUCCUCCAUAACAAAAGGGACGUUUUUCCUCUCUGUGUGUUUAUUCGACGCCAUCGUACGGUUAAAGGCCCCCGAAAAGAUUUAAAAUGCAAGACGUGCUCAUCAACAGCAUUUGUAUUGUAAAAGGACAUGGAGCACGGAGAAGGACUGUCUGAAUAACAGCGAUCAGGAUUAUAUACUAUUCGGCACCGUUGCUUCAUCAAACCACCGCUUCCAGAUUUGAUCAACUAAAUGUAAAGGAUCUUUUGGUUCAAGCUACCAUGGCUAAGCCAAGCGGUGAAAUCCAGAGAAGGAACCCUCAGCAUGACUUUGAGCUCAUUCAGAGGGUGGGAAGUGGCACAUAUGGAGACGUGUACAAGAUAUGAGAAAAAUGGCAAUCAAAAGAAAGUCUAAACAAGGCUCGAAACAUUCAAACUGGGGAGCUCGCAGCUGUGAAGAUCAUAAAGUUGGAGCCAGGGGAUGACUUUUCCAUCAUACAGCAGGAAAUCUUCAUGGUGAAGGAAUGCAUGCACCACAAUAUUGUGGCCUACUUUGGGAGCUACCUGUGUCGAGAGAAGCUUUGGAUAUGUAUGGAGUACUGUGGUGGAGGAUCUCUGCAGGACAUUUAUCAUGUUACGGGACCUCUCUCAGAGCUUCAGAUAGCAUAUGUCUGCAGAGAGACCCUACAGGGUUUAGAAUAUCUGCACAGCAAGGGCAAGAUGCACCGUGACAUCAAGGGUGCCAACAUACUUCUUACAAACGACGGAGAUGUGAAGUUAGCUGACUUUGGAGUUGCAGCCAAAAUAACAGCCACCAUUGCCAAAAGAAAGUCCUUCAUUGGAACACCUUAUUGGAUGGCUCCAGAAGUAGCCGCAGUGGAGAAGAACGGCGGCUACAACCAGCUGUGUGAUAUCUGGGCUGUUGGCAUUACCUCCAUAGAGCUGGCAGAGCUACAGCCUCCAAUGUUUGACCUACACCCGAUGAGGGCCUUGUUUUUGAUGUCGAAGAGCAGCUUCCAGCCUCCGAAGCUAAAAGACAAAAAUAAAUGGUCCACUGCCUUCCAUAACUUUGUCAAACUGUCUCUGACUAAGAACCCGAAAAAGAGGCCCACUGCAGAAAAACUACUUUCG
Molecule: messenger RNA, 1409 nt
Organism: Micropterus salmoides (largemouth bass)
Lineage: Eukaryota; Metazoa; Chordata; Actinopteri; Centrarchiformes; Centrarchidae
Gene: map4k1
Product: mitogen-activated protein kinase kinase kinase kinase 5
Biological process (GO): protein phosphorylation
Molecular function (GO): MAP kinase kinase kinase kinase activity; ATP binding
Source: RefSeq, a predicted model, not a curated record